CCCGGGCUCCCCCCGCCGCCGGGCGGCCCGCCCGCACCCCGGACCCCAGGCCACACUCUCAACUCCCGGUUUGGAGAGCAAGAGCCCGUGGGAAACGAAGUUAAUGAAACGGAGAGACCUUGCGUGACGGCAGAGGAUCCCGUCGACCCUUUCAAGAUGAGCGGGGAUCGUUCUCUGAGGAAACAAACCAGACGCCUCGCCGCCUCAGCCGAAGCCCGUGACGCGAAGUGUGUGAACGGACGGCGCCCGAGGAGGCAGCGACGCGUGCCCUAGGGUGAUGCGUCCCCGAGGGGGAACCAGACCUCAGAGAUCUCCUUCGGUUAGAGCCACGACUCCCCCGGGGGGGGGUCCGUCGAGGCGUCGGCCCCAAGGCGCCGGGACAACAGAACCGUCGGCGAGAACCCGGAGCCCCUUUCCCGGAACAGCGUGCCGGGGCGCGAAUGAGCGGGGCCGCCGCGCCCCACGGGUCGCCCGCCUCCCUCUGGUCCGCGCGGAGCCCCGGGCGAUCGGGGAGCGUGCCGCUCCGGCCCGCUCAUGGAUCUAGAUGAGGAAGCGGGCCCCCGGGCGGGCGGCGGUUUCCCGACGGACGAGAGAAGGCCGAGGGCGGAGCGCGAGGACCACCCGCUGAACCGGCACCGUCCGGACGGAGGGGAUCGGCGAGAGGACGCGCCGGCGCCGGACAGCGGCGACGAGCGAGGAGAGAUGCAAGAGGCGGGCUACGGCAGGCCCCCGCCGGGCCGGUUCCUGGCCGCCGAGGGCGAGGACGACUACGGGGCCCUGUUCUCCCAGUACGGCAGCACGCUGUACGACGUGGCCAUGGAGGCCGUCACCCAGAGCCUCCUCUCCAGCAGGAGCAUCAGCUCCCGGAAGAAGUCCCCGGCCUGGAACCAUUUCUUCAUCUCCCCCCGGGACAGCACGAAAGCCAUCUGCAUGUACUGCAUGAAGGAGUUCAGCCGGGGCAAGAACGAGAAGGACCUGAGCACCAGCUGCCUGAUGCGGCACGUGCGGAGGGCCCACCCGACGGUGCUCCUGCCGGACAACGGGAGCCUGCCGGGCCUGGCCUCCUGCCCCUCGCCGUCGCCGCUCCUCCCCGCGCAGCCGGCCGAGCCGGGCGACCUGGGCGGGGCGCUGUCCCCCGUCAGGCCGGUCAAGAGGACGGCCUCCAAGAUCCCCUCCCCGGACCGGAUCACGGAGGAGUCGGUGCCCACCGUGGCCCCGGAGACCCCGUCGGCGGCCCCGCCGGCCCCGGAGCGGGACGGCGGGGCGGCGGGGGCCGGGUCCCCGCCGCGGGCGCCGGGCCCGCGGGACGACGAGCCCCCCGAGGGCGGGCCCGAGAGGGCGGCCCCCCUCCCCAAGAGCGCGGCCGGGUCCCGGCGGCGCUCGGCCGUCUGGAAACACUUCUACCUGUCGCCGCUGGACAACUCGAAGGCCGUCUGCAUCCACUGCAUGAACGAGUUCAGCCGCGGCAAGAACGGCAAGGACCUCGGCACCAGCUGCCUCAUCCGCCACAUGUGGCGGGCCCACCGCGCCAUCGUCCUGCAGGAGAACGGCGGCGGGCCGGGCAUCCCCCCGCUCUACUCGGCGCCCCCGACCCUCCUGCCCUCCCUGCUGCCCUCGGACGGGGAGCCGCACCCCCUGGCGGGCUCCUCCUCCUCCUCCUCCUCCCCCGCCUCCCCGCCGUCCCCGGGGAAGGCGGGCCGGGGCCCCGCCUCGGCCUCCUCGUCCCCCGACCGGGCGGCGGCCGAGGAGGAGGGCCCGCCGGGGGACGGGCCGCCGGAAGAGGCGUCGGCGCCGUCGUCCUCGGAGGAGGCGGGCGAGGCCUCGCUGGCCUCGUCCCCCGACAAGCCGGGGGAGGCCCCGGGCCCCUGGCCGCCGGGCCCGGGCGCCGUCCCGCAGCCGAGCAAGCGGGCCCUGAAGCGGCUCAGGUCGGAGGCCUGGCACCACUUCUCGCCCUCGCCCGCGGACGGCCUGAAGGCCGUGUGCCGCCACUGCGGCUGCUCCGUCAGCCGCGGGAAGAAGGGCGACGUGGGCACCGGCUGCCUGAUGAGGCACCUGUGCCGGCGCCACCCGGAAGCGGUCGGGGCCGCCGGGGGCCUGCCGGAGGCCGGCCUGGCCAACUCCCCCUACGCCACGCUGGCCUCGGCCGAGUCGUCGUCCUCCAAGCUGGCCGACUCGCCCCCGGCCCCCCCCGGCGCCCCGCCGCCGGUCAUCUUCCCCGUGAGCGGCAAGAAGACCUCGAAGCUGUGGAACCACUUCUCCAUCUGCUCCGCGGACUCCACCAAAGUCAUCUGCCUGCACUGCGGGCGGACCAUCAGCCGGGGCAAGAAGCCGACCAACCUGGGCACCAGCUGCCUGCUGCGGCACCUGCAGCGCUUCCACGGGCACGUGCUGCAGGGCGAGGCCCCGGAGCCGGCCCCCGCGGCCCCGGCCGAGGGCCACGGCCCCCCGCCGGGGGCCCCCGACGAGCCGGCCGAGAAGUUCCGGGACUCCCACCCGGUGGCCCGCAAGCUGACGCGGCUGGUGGCGGAGAUGAUCGCGCUGGACCUGCAGCCCUACUCGCUGGUGGACAACGUGGGCUUCACCCGGCUGCUGGAGCACCUGCAGCCCCGCUACGCCCUGCCGGCGGCCUCGUACUUCUCGCGGACGGCCAUCCCGGCCAUGUACGAGAGCGUGCGGCAGAUCAUCGCCGCCCACCUGCGGGCGGCCGAGAGCGGCGUGGUCCACUUCACCUCCGGGGUCUGGGUCAGCCACCAGGCGCCGCGCGAGUACCUGACCCUGACGGCCCACUGGGUGGCCCUGGAGGCCCCCGGGCGGCCCCGCGGGGAGGACCGCCACUGCUCGGCCCUGCUGGACGUGGCCCCCGUGGAGUGCGACUCGAGCGGGCUGAGCCUCCAGAAGCAGCUGGAGCACUGGUGGGAGGCCUGGGUCACCUCGGCCGGCCUGCAGGUGGGCAUCACGGUCACGGACAACCCCAGCAUCGGCAAGACGCUCAACGAGGGCGAGCGGGCCAGCGUGCCCUGCUUCGGCCACACGGUCAACCUGAUCGUCGGCGAGGCCAUCAAGAGCCAGCGCAUGGUGCAGAACCUGCUGAGCCUGGCCCGGAAGCUGGGCGAGCGGGUCCACCGCUCGGCCGGGGCCCGCGAGAAGCUGGCGGAGCUGCAGCGGGCCCACGGCCUGCCCCCGCACCCGCUGCUGCAGGACGUCCCCUCGCGCUGGAGCACCUCCUUCCGCAUGCUGGAGCGGCUGGUGGAGCAGAAGCGGGCCGUGGACGAGAUGGCCGCCGAGGGCAGCUUCCGGGAGCUGAUCAGCUGCGACCAGUGGGAGGUGAUGCAGUCGGUCUGCCACGCCCUGAAGCCCCUGGAGGCGGCCAGCCGCGAGAUGAGCGCCCACGGCUCCACCCUCAGCCAGGUCAUCCCCAUGGUCCACAUCCUGACGCGCAAGAUGGACAUGCUGGCCGAGGAGACCCUGGGCAUCGACACCAUGCUCAAGGCCCUCAAGGAGGCCGUGGUGGGCCGCCUCUCCUCCGCCCUGCGCGACCCCCGCUACGUCUUCGCCACCCUGCUGGACCCCCGCUACAAGGCCUCCCUGUUCCCCGAGCCCGAGGCGGAGCAGUACAAGCGGGACCUCAUCAGGGAGCUGGAGCUGGCCGGCGCCCCCCCCGAGCGGCCCGGCCCCGGGGCGCCCCCGGCCGCCCCCGCCGGGCCCGACGACCUCUGGGCCCUCAUGGCCAAGGUGAAGCCCGAGGCCGACCGCCGCGGCCGGGCCCAGCUGCCCCCCGAGGAGAUGGUGCUGGCCUACCUGGAGGAGGAGGUGCUGGAGCACGGCUGCGACCCGCUCGCCUACUGGAACCUGAAGCGCUCGGCCUGGCCGGCCCUGGCCCGCCUGGCCGUCCGCUUCCUGGGCUGCCCCCCCAGCCGCGUCCCCUCCGAGAGGCUCUUCAGCGCCGCCGGCGACGGCGGGGCCUUCGGCCAGUCCCGCCUCGUCACCGAGCACUUCGAGAAGCUCAUCUUCCUCAAGGUCAACCUCCCCCUCGUCUACUUUCAGUACUGAGAGGCGGAGGAGCCGCCCGGCGGGGAGGACCGGGGGCGGCGGGGAGACGCCGGG
Molecule: messenger RNA, 4104 nt
Organism: Ornithorhynchus anatinus (platypus)
Lineage: Eukaryota; Metazoa; Chordata; Mammalia; Monotremata; Ornithorhynchidae
Gene: ZBED4
Product: zinc finger BED-type containing 4
Exons: 4
Coding region: 535-4050 (1171 amino acids)
Molecular function (GO): DNA binding; protein dimerization activity
Source: RefSeq, a predicted model, not a curated record